Gastrolobium bilobum is the source of this 1524-nucleotide messenger RNA. RefSeq lists its product as uncharacterized. The transcript has a single exon. Lineage: Eukaryota; Viridiplantae; Streptophyta; Magnoliopsida; Fabales; Fabaceae. The record is from RefSeq and is a predicted model, not a curated record. Bases 1 to 1524 code for a protein of 507 amino acids.
AUGUCAUUAUGUGGAGAAUCAGACUCAUUGUUAUGUCAGACAUUUCCAGUUUUUCUGAGAAAACAGGCGUUAGAAUGGUUUACGGUGUUGCCAGUGAACUCUGUGGACAGUUGGUCGGAUUUGUCUCUCCGGUUUAUACAGCAGUUUGCCCAUUGCAGACCCCAGCCCAAGACCACACACAAUUUAUGUGGAGUAAGACAAAAGCCGAGAGAAAAAGUGAGAGAGUAUUAUGAAAGAUUUCAAGCAGAAGCUAGGCAAGUGAAGGGGUUAGAGAAUCAGACGUAUUUGUUGUUAUAUACCACCGGGUUGCAGCCUGGCGGGUUGGCAGAUUCGUUGGCAAAGAAAGGUCCGGCUACGAAAGAAGAUUUGAUGGAAAGGAUUCGGAAGUACAUUGAUCUAGAAGAAUUUAAAUCUUCUCAAAGAAAAAUUGAACAAGGUUUCAGAGAGGCUACAUUUAGGGUUCCUGGCAGGCCUGCAGGGAGAGGACAGUUUGAAGAAAGGCAGCCUCGAGUAGUCGGAGAGAGAUUUAGAGAAGCAUACAGGAGGGAGUUUACACCAUUAAAUACGUCCAGAGCCCAGAUAUUAAAAGAAGUAAUGACGACGGAAAUGCGAAACGUUCCUAGGCCGCCACCGAUUCGGUCAAGUUACGCACAAGCAGAUAAGACAAAGUGGUGCGAGUUUCAUCGAGGGUAUGGACACCUUACAAAUGAGUGCUUCAAUUUGAUGAAUGUUAUCGAGAGGCUGAUUAAAGAAGGGAAGUUACAGAAGUAUGUGAGAAGAGGAGAAGGAGAAGGGUGUAAGGAGGAUAAGGAUAGGCGACUAGAUCGUAGUCACAGCCCGCCUGGAGGAAGGAAUAAAGAGGCUAACGAAAACCAAAAAGUUCAAGCAUCUCCGAGUCAGGUUCCAGUGGGGCAUAUUUGCACUAUAGCCGGAGGACGAGCAAGAGGAGGAGAAUCAGGUAAUGCCCGAAAAAAGCAUUUGAAGAUGUGCAUGGCUAUUUCGGAGAAGCCGCGUUUUAAAGAGGAAAGAAGGAAGACGGGUAAACAUGUAGUGUUUGAAGAUCUAGAAGACGAAAUAUUAGAUCUGGAGCAUGAUGAUCCCUUGGUUAUCUCAGGGUUGCUAGCAAAUUACCAAGUGGAUAGAAUGUUGGUGGAUCCGGGGAGCUCGGUGGACAUUAUAUUCUGGGAUGCGUUCCGAAGGAUGGAUUUAGACUGUGACCAGUUAGAACUAUGGGGAGCUGAUUUGUUAGCAUUUACAGGAGAUAAGAUUAAGCCGUUAGGAUACGUCCCGUUGAGGUUGACUCUGGGUAAGGCACCCACGCACAAAACAGUUACGUUGUCGUUUGCAGUGGUAGAUUUGGGUUCAGCUUACAAUAUUAUUUUGGGAAGACCAUUUAUGAAGAAGUUCAAGAUCUUUUUGUCGAUAGAACAAUUGGCUAUGAAGUUUAUGGCUAAAGACGACAAUGUGGCCACAGUAAGGGCGGAUCAAGUGGUGGCUCAGAGUUGUUACAAUAUGAGUUUGUGA